CAGAAUCUCAAGCAAGGAUGAGAAUCACAGAUGCAACUGAUUUCUGGUAUUUUUGACUGAAAGGCAUUUUCACCUGUCAGUUCCAGGGGCUGGUCUACAGCACCAAAUGUAACAGGAAGGGAGAAAUCGCAAAGGGACCAGACCGGGAUUCGAACCCGGGACCCCUGAAUCUCUAGUCAGGUGCUCUACCAACUGAGCUAUCUGGCCACCGGCGAUCGAACCCGGCUGACCGCUACACAUGUAUAACAAUUACAGGGAUUCCAUACACUUUCUGUAUCAGAUCAUGUGACAUCCUCAGUCUAGACCCCACAAUGGAGGACAUCCUCUCCCAGAUCAUCAGAGAUUCGUCUUCUCCGAAAUAUGUGAACAUAAAAAGCAGUGCAAAGGAUGCAUUUGAUCUUUUACAAAACAAGGGUGCGUUAGAGGUGACCCCUGCCCAUGUUUUACGGGAGAAAUGUCUGGAGCCGUUACAUCUAGCUCUGGAAUCCAAAAACAAAAAGCUAGCCACCGAGGCCAUCAGUGGAAUACAGGUGAUAUUUAGUGAUGAGCGAUUUCAGUCUAGUAUUGAGUGUGAAGGAGAGGAGAAAUGGAUGCCCACACAGAUCCUUAAUACAGUGUUAUGUACCCCCACCCUUCCAGAAGAGACACAAAUGGAAAUCAUGAAGCUUUUGUUGAACAUGACAUUUUCUACGUCUUGGUGCAUGAAUGCAAAAGUCAUCACAAAAAUAACACAGGUCUAUAUUGACACGUACAUGACAAGUACACAUAACGUUAGGGGUACAGUGAAGGCUGCUCUCACACAGCUUCUAACCAGUUUCACAGAUAAAAUGCAGUUUGCUGGCAGCAAAGGGGAAGAAGAGAGUAACGAUGUUCUAGUUGACUUCAACCCAAGAGGAGACACGGACAAAAGUGGACUGACUACAGACACCAUCAGUAUUCUACAUUUCUUUACGAACAAGCUAGAGGAGGCCUUGGGCAGCCAGACGAAGAUAUCGGUACCAUUAUUACUGGAGGGAGUGCUGACAAUAAUCAACAAUUCUCCCCGAGAAAUGAACUCCAAUGAACUCUUUCAGGAAAUCAUAUGGAAGAGUCUGUGCCCGGCUCUGAUCUCAUUAUUGGGUUCCCCAAAGUCCGAGAAGACGGUGUGCAGUCACAAGACGGCACACAAAGAAGAUGUUGGCCGUGGGUCGGGGUGUUCGAUGUCUGCCCCAAACCUACAGGCUACCACAGCUAAAACUAUUUAUAGCAUUGCAGUAUCUCUGGUGGAGUUGAUGGGCUCAGUCGGAUCCAUGAGACCUGUUCUAGAGUCGCUGUUCCACAGAAUGCUGUUGUAUUCACCUCCCCAACACAGACUAGAUGCACUCAAGGCAGUCAGAGAGAUACUGAGGACUCCGGAGAGCCUGUAUAACUUAGCAGCCCCAAGCUUGGAUUCGGGAUUGAGGGAGACAGGAGCCAAGAAUCCGAAUGCAGACAUCUCCCUCCUCAAACUGAUCGUGGAUUCUUUGGAGGACUGUUGUCACUGUAACGACUCGGCUGUGUGUGUUACCAGCGUGAGUUGUGUGGAGGAGAUGUUGGGGGCGCUGGAAGAGAUUUGCCAGGGGGCUGGUCUCACCCCCGACCUCCAGACAAACAUGACCAAAUUCUACAGGACAAUAUCAGAAACAGGUACAUCUCGAAACAGCAGUGUGUCAUCCUCCUCUCAAGAAACUGACGGAGAAACCGACACCCAAGAGCCUGACGACACCCAACAAAACAACCUGCAGGACCAAGAUGACAAGGGCACACAACUCCCUGACAUAUCAACUAAGGCAGACUUCUUUGUUAAAGAGUACAGAAUUCGUGAGGAGAUCAAGAGACAGUAUAGCAGGUUUGGGAGGUUCAUGCAGGAGUCAGAGAGACAAAAUGCCCAGGAGUUUGUAAAGAGUCUGGAGACUUUGGUUCCAGAGCUGGGACAGAUGUUAGACAUUACAGAGGUAGACCACGCCCUCCAGCAGUUCGCCGCGGAAUUCUGUACAGCAUUGUAUGGUAAACAGGCACAUGGGGAAAAUGAAAGUGAAAGUCCAGGCGCCAUUUUAAAUGCUGAUGGGGUUUAUGUGUCCAGUGUCAGUGCCCUACACCUGUGUUUACAACUGUCCUCAUCAGGGUAUUAUAAACACCAAAGGAGGGACAGAGCAUGCAUCACAGAGAAUGGGUUUGUGGAUUCUGUGCUGGGAUGCGAUUUGUUAUUGUUCCUAUCCCCGGCCUGGCUUAGGGAGGUUUAUCAUCAUGUGACCAAGAGAGACCUCCUACAGGGUGUGUCAAAAGCCUCAUCAUCUCCUCUUAUCAACCUGCUCAGAGACAUUGACGGCCUUGGGAAUCAGGAGAAGGGUGGGCAGUUCCUGAGUGUGUGUACCACAGAACUGAGAGAAGAAGAGGAGGGGUUUGAUAGAGACAGCCUCGUGAAAUCAGGUAAGAUGUUUGCCUGCCGUGUCUUGUCAAAGUGUUGGGAUGGAAUCCUUGAUGUCCUGUCUGUACUACUGAACGGGAAAUCAUCUUGUGGGAUCUCCAGCAGUUUGGGACUCCUCCUAGGAACUGAGGGGGCCAAGGAAGAGAGCCUGAGAGCGCGGGAGGCGAUCUGUACCAGUCUUAAUGGGCUACAGAAGGCAGCACGGCUUUGCUGUACACUGGGUCUGCAAGAGUACUGUGGGGCAGUAUUCGGCCAGUUGGCCAGCACAUCCUGUGUUAUUCUGGAUACUCAAAGAAGCCCAAUUCUGGACCGUAAAUCUCUGAACAAAACGACAUCACACCAACCAAAGCUCGUGAAGCUUCACGCCUCACACGUCCUCAGUAUGGAUGUUGUCAUGACAACUGGACUCGAGAUGGGGAGUCACUCAGCAGAUUGCUGGAAACAUUUAUUCAGAUGCUCUGCAUUUAUAUCUGAGUUGGAGCACACGUAUUUCAGUAUGGGUAACAAUCACUCCAAUCUCCCUAAACUACAACAGGAGACAGCCACUGAACCAGACAACCAGGGUAGCUUGUUCAGUGACGAGCACGAGCUGUAUGGGGUGUCUGCCACCACGGCGGUUCCUGUGGCGCCAAGGAUCAACAUCACCGAGUUAAUCAAACAGAGCGGCAUAGAGUCUGGAUGGGAGAGGUCUCUGACAGGGGGAGGGGUACUGAAUGCUGCCCAGUCAUCACAGGCCCUGUGUGGGCUUUCACAGGAAGUAGACAGACUGUUUGAGGAUGCAGCCAAUCAGCUCAAUCUGCAGGCCCUGUUGAACUUCCUGUCAGAACUCUGUGACUCGAGUCAGUACCAGCUUCACAGCCUCACUCGGCAGGUACCCUGGGAGGGGAGUCAGGGGGAUUCCAAGCUGCCCCCUAAUGCUCUCCACCUCUACCGCUUACAGGAGGUUCUGAUGAAGGUCGUCCACAGCGAUCGGCCCCUGCUACACCUGAUGAGAGCGUGGAGUGUGGUAUCCCCACAUCUGAUAGAGUCUGCAGGUCACAAGGACAGAAAUGUAUCAAAGAUGGCUGUCACCUGUGUCCAUGACUUCAUCCUGGCCGUUCUGAGUGACCGUCCCGAACUGGCCUACUUCCACGUCAAUGAGCUUUUAUGUAAGGCGUUUGAGAACAUGCUGUGUCUGGAGAUGUGUGACGGGGAUGUGCAGGACCAGAUUGUAUGCUCUAUCUGUGAGUUGGUGGAGGCUUGUACUGCAGACAUUAAGUCAGGUUGGAGACCGCUGUUCGGGGCUCUCCGAGCCGUGAAGAUCGAGUACACGAUUAACGAGGAAGUGAACGAGGCACGACAGCGACAUGUGGCAGCGGUACUGGAUGUUUUCGAGGUGUACCUCAGUACUGACAAUGUCCUUGUGUUUGCCAAUGCCACUGUGGACUGUAUUCUGUGUCUGCUCAAAUACAUCCGGGGACCAGGGGAGUUUGACAACUCUAGUGAGGAUGACUCGGACUCUGGGAGCGACUUUGCCAUGACAACAUCGGGAGUGGAGAACUUGUGUAUCCCAGCCCUGGGAUAUCUAAAGAGAUGUUCCCAGAUCCUUCAAACCAUGUGGAAAAUGCCUGCAUGUCCAGUUUUUAACUGUGCCAAAAGAAUCCAAACGACCCCUUCCAAUGUGUUUGUGGAUGCCAGUCUUCCCCACAUGAAUAUGGGAGACUUCAUCCGCCACUACAGUGUGGUUAGGCGGUGUGAGAGCUGUGUCUCCAGUCCUUCCCAUCCAAUGGUCAGUCAGGGAGAUGUUUCUACCUCAAAACCUGAACCAGCGGUCAGUCGUGUUGAUGUCCCAACCCUAAAACCUGAACCACUGGACAAUGUAGGUCACCUGGACGAGGGUGGAACGGACAGUCUGAACUCAGUAGAUUCAGGUGUUAUAACUAAUCUGAGUGAAAGUAGGUCAGAUAAUAAAAUGGAUAGUGAAAACAUUGACCAGGAAAUGACCCACAGCAACUCUGGUCAUAAGAGCGAUACUGAAAACAUCAGUCCUGUGCACUGUGAGAGAUGUGCAGCUCUGAGGCUCCUUCACAGACAGCCGGGGGGUACCUGGGACAGUGGGCUGGAAUUGAUUGGUUCACUGGAUACUGUAGACAAUAGUACAGGGAUCCUUCAUGUGUGGUUUCUCUUGUUAGAGGGACUAGCUAGUGCUGUGUCGUCCUGUCCUAAAUCAUAUCAACCUGAGACUCUGGAGAUGUUCUUCGAGCUGCUGAAGGCUACAUCAGAUGUGCCCGGUGCUGAGUUUGCCCUGUUUUGUGUGAAUAGUCUCCUCCUUCCGAUGAUCCAGGCAUGGUUACGAGAGGGAGGUCGAAAACCAGGCUACUGGGAAUCGGGGGCCAACAACUUCAAGCAGUGCUGUGGACUGUGUACUGACCUGGUGGUAGAUCUUGUCCACAAGUUCUCAGGUAAAUCCUCUUCAGUCUCUAAUUCCCUGGAGCUGAUGCUGAGACAGUUGUAUAAUAUCCUGGUGGAGUGUGUCUCCCAGCCAGCAGAGGUGAUAUCGAGGCUGGGAUGUUCAUGCAUCAGACAUGUGAUGUUGAGUGCUGGUACGGCAUUUACUGAAGAGAUGUGGCAUAUCAGUGGAGUUGCCAUGGAGACAGCAUUAGAUGUAUCCACAUUCCACCUGAGACAGCUGAUGUUGCUGUUUCAUGCAGACUCUGACAAUUUCUAUGGUGAUAUAGCACAGGUCAAGGUCGCAAUGAGACGAGAUAGCACACCCCAGGAGUGCCACAGACUUCGACAUUUGGCUCAUCAAGUGUUCCUGUUGGACAAUCAGAUGGCUGUACAUCAGCAGACCGUGGAUGUAGAAGAGGAUAAGUCCUUCGUCUUCCUGCUGUACAAACCAGGAGAGGACAACAGUCUCAAUCCGGAGGAUAUUCUUCUCAGGUUACCCUUUAGAAAUGUAGUAGUAGGACUCUUGGCCAAUCAGCUGUUACUCCAGACAAUUGGCAGUGUUCUCCUGAGUACUGAUUCGGCGAACUCCACAACAGAAAAGAGGGAGCACUUCAAAAUGACAGGAAUGAUUCCAAUGCUGUCAGUAAGGACCAUGAUUAAAAUGCUGGAGUGUUUACGCAAUUCUUACAAAGUGGCUGUGGAAUUUGACUCCAGACCGGGGUUAAAGUUCCUGAUCCAGAAAGUGGCCCGGACGGAGGUGGCAGUGAAUCUCUACAAACAGGCCGGGGCCAGCAUGGUCUUCUUCAUCCACUCCCUGCUUCAGAUCUGUGCCAGCGUUCCUGACCUCAGUAAGGUCAAGGUCAAAUCUCUGUCUUACUCAAAUCACCAAAAUCUCUUGGAUAUUUGUUACCAUGACACAAGGCAUUGUUCGAAUAUUGCGAGAGUGUUGUCUAGUCCAGACUUAUUUAUACAACUUCUGAAAGCUAUCUGUGAUGAACUCUGUCAAACAUACGUCGACAUUUUGUCAGACGAGACAUCUAGUCGUGUCGAUAGCAUGGCGGAACAGCAGGUGUUUUUCCUGAUUGCUCAGCCUGACGAUAUUUCUGACAUCGUGAAAAAGAGAAAAAAGGACCAGACAGAGAACCUGAUAUCCAAACCAGUGGUCCCAGGUCUCGAUUUCAUGUCAUCAGCAGUUCAGGGCCCUGAUCUCGUGUCAUCAGCAGUUCAGGGCCCCAACUUCAUGUCAUCAGUGGUCCCACUUCAGGAGCAAACCUGUCCUAGUUCUGGAGGAAGUUCAGAGGAUGAACAGGAAGUGGAGAGUUCCGAUUCUGAUUACCCGACCAAGAGUAAGCGAGAACUCCGAGAGGAUCACGACAGCAAGGUGUACACCAUCGCUACAGACAAACUCAUCCAGUCUCUGAUGACCGAAUACAAGCGACACAAACAGGCCAAUGCCAUGCCAAAGUUUGUUAAAAUCUCCAAAACAAAGAAACAGCCUAAGGACAGGAAGUCUAAAGCAUCUACAGACAAAGUGGAGAGACAGAUUGAAGAACAGAGGAAGGAGUCGUAUAUGAAGGACAGCGAGGCACGAGUGGGCUCCUGGACAGAACUUCUGUGUACGAUACUCGGUCACUUCCACCAGCUCCAGGAUUCCGAGUUCCAAGUUCUCCUCCCCACAGUGUUUAAUUGUGUCAAUCAGCUGGUGUGUCACGCGUCGGAACAACGACUGCGGGAUUCUGUAGGACAGAUUGUGUACAGACUGGGGUACAUGCUGGAGUUAACCAAUGAUAGUCAAGGUUACAACUGUUGAAAAAUCAACCAAUCCCUGUGGAGAUCACAAUAGUCUCAUGUUUACUGAUAAUGAUCACAGAUAAUGAUGGCAAAGAAGAACCUCUCCUUAUGUAGAACUAAUUUUGAAAUAGCUGAGAUUUUUAGAUAAUGUGGUGUAUUUUUAAAUCAUGGUGGAAAGGGCAUUGUAGAUGAUUCUUGAUUUGAAACUCUGUUUAUUAAUUAAUAGCUGGGUCCUUUCUUAUAAAAAUCAGGUCAUUAAUUACCAGCAGUGUCUGGGCCCCAUGUUAUGAAAGUCGGAUCAUGAAUUAAUACAUGUAUCUGGUGCUUUUCAUUAUCAAAAUCUGGUUUUUAAUUGAUUUUUAGUUCCUUUGAUGUAAAAAUCUGGUUAAAAGUUAUUUCUUAUUAAUAUCUGGUCCCUCGUUAUAAAAGUCUGGUUAUUAAUAUUUUGGUCCUUCGUUAUUUAAAAGUCUGGUUAUUAAUAUUUUGGUUCUUCGUUAUAAAAGUCUGGUUAUUAAUAUUUUGGUCCUUCGUUAUAAAAGUCUGGUUAUUAAUAUCUGGUCCCUCGUUAUAAAAGUGUGGUUAUUAAUAUUUUGGUCCUUCGUUAUAAAAGUCUGGUUAUUAAUUAAUAUUUUGGUCCUUCGUUAUAAAAGUCUGGUUAUUAAUAUUUUGGUCCUUCGUUAUAUAAGUGUGGUUAUUAAUACACAUCUGGAUUCUGCUCAUCUCAUUCUACUUAAUGUGUAAUUCACACACCGUUUUACUUUAGGGUUGAGGCAUUCGUUUUGUUACAGUGUUGAUGAUAACUUAUUUUGAAUUCCAUGUAUUGAUGACAUUCCAACAUUAUUCUCUUACAUAUUCCUGGUCAGAGUAAAUCCAGCUUUAUCAUAUGUCAUUUGAUGUAUAUUGAUUCUGUGAACAUUGUGAAAUAAUUGAAUAUGUGCAAUAUUUGUUUUAACUACACAGAAGAUAGUCCCAGUGUUUAUAUACAGAUACCUCAUUUGCAUUUGAUUUAUUUCCCAUUUAAGGGCUAGUACAGGUAUAGUUAUCUGCAGUAUUCAAUCUUGCUAAAUUAAGCCAGAGACUGUAUUAGUUGGUAUGUAUGUGUGAGUGCUUUUGUUCAAUUUACUUUCUCUCCAGAUAGAACGCAUGACAGUCACAAAAAUUGGUAGCAAAUUUUCUUCUAGUGGUCCUGAAGUAAUGCAAACACAAACUUUCCUCUAAUGAUCCUCAAAUACAAAAGUUAUACUUACAGAAAGUCACCUGUAGUGACCCAGAGUAAAACUGACAGUUUCCUGUACUGACUCGGAGUAAUAAUGAUAGUCCCUGUAGUGACCCGGAGUAAUACUGACAGUCCCUGUAGUGACCCAGAGUAAUACUGACAGUCCCUGUAGUGACCUGGAGUGAUACUGACAGUCCUCUGUAGUGACCCGGAGUAAUACUGACAGUCCUCUGUACUGACCUGGAGUGAUACUGACAGUCCUCUGUAGUGACCCGGAGUAAUACUGACAGUCCUCUGUAGUGACCCGGAGUAAUACUGACAGUCCUCUGUACUGACCUGGAGUGAUACUGACAGUCCUCUGUAGUGACCUGGAGUGAUACUGACAGUCCUCUGUAGUGACCCGGAGUAAUACUGACAGUCCUCUGUAGUGACCCGGAGUAAUACUGACAGUCCUCUGUACUGACCUGGAGUGAUACUGACAGUCCUCUGUAGUGACCCGGAGUAAUACUGACAGUCCUCUGUAGUGACCCAGAGUAAUACUGACAGUCCCUGUAGUGACCCGGAGUAAUACUGACAGUCCUCUGUAGUGACCCGGAGUAAUACUGACAGUCCUCUGUACUGACCUGGAGUAAUACUGACAGUCCUCUGUAGUGACCCGGAAUAAUACUGACAGUCCUCUGUAGUGACCUGGAGUAAUACUGACAGUCCUCUGUAGUGACCCGGAGUAAUACUGACAGUCCUCUGUAGUGACCCGGAAUAAUACUGACAGUCCUCUGUAGUGAUCCGGAAUAAUACUGACAGUCCUCUGUAGUGACCUGGAGUAAUACUUACAGUCAUCUGUAGUGACCCGGAGUAAUACUGACAGUUGCCUGUAGUGACCUGGAGUAAUACUGAGAGUUGCCUGUAGUGACCCGGAGUAAUACUGACAGUCCUCUGUACUGACCCAGAGUAAUGCUGACAGUCCUCUGUAGUGACCCAGAAUAAUACUGACAGUCCUCUGUAGUGACCCGGAGUAAUACUGACAGUCCUCUGUUGUGACCCGGAGUAAUACUGACAGUUCUCUGUAGUGACCCGGAGUAAUACUGACAGUCCUCUGUUGUGACCCGGAGUAAUACUGACCAUCCUCUGUAGUGACCCAGAGUAAUAUUGAGUCCCUGUAGUGGCCCGGGAGUAAUACUGACAGUUCUCUGUAGUGACCCGGAGUAAUACUGACAGUCCUCUGUUGUGACCCGGAGUAAUACUGACCAUCCUCUGUAGUGACCCAGAGUAAUAUUGAGUCCCUGUAGUGGCCCGGGAGUAAUACUGACAGUUCUCUGUAGUGACCCAGAGUAAUAUUGAGUCCCUGUAGUGGCCCGGGAGUAAUACUGACAGUCCCUGUAGUGACCCGGAGUAAUACUGACAGUUCUCUGUAGUGACCCAGUUUAAAAAUUUAAUACUAACACAAAUUCCUGCUAGUGAACCUGAAUACAUCUGAUAAUUAUGUAAAUUCUCCAGUGGUCCUCAAUUACAAACAUUCCUGUAUUACCAACACCUAGCAGUCCUCAAAUACAAAUGUGUGAAUACAGUCCUCUCUAGUAGGCCUAAGUCGAUCAUGGCUACUGUAAAUAUCAGGUGAGCAUUAUAACCUAGAAGUCUUAUGAAAUAAAUUUGAAAUGGUCCAUUCAUUCUGAAUGAUGUCUACAUGCAAUUCUUAAAAUCACUGAAAGAUGUUGGCAAUAAAAAAAUCAUUAAAUUGAAAUUACUUUGUGCUGCAUGUAUAAAAAAUAUCUUAUAGCUCCAUCAAAGCCAUACUAUUGCCCUUGAAAAAGAAAAUAUUUAAAUGAUACUCUCUGAAAUGUUAAAGAUAUAUAUUGUAUAUUGAUAUAUUUUUAUAGAGAUAAAUGUAUACGAUAUUAUUCCGAGAAAUUAAAUUUUUUUGUUUACAAAGUAUUAAUGUAUCAUUUUGUUUAUUGUUAUUUUGACAGCUUCUAAACCUAUUUAUUUCCAGUGUUGUGGACAUAUUUCAGCAAGCUUUUACAAGUAUUAUAUUUGUUAUUCGAAAUCAUUGUCAAAAUUGUUUUAAUGUAUUUAAUAAAAAGUCAAAUCAAAGUUA
Molecule: messenger RNA, 9975 nt
Organism: Ostrea edulis (European flat oyster)
Lineage: Eukaryota; Metazoa; Mollusca; Bivalvia; Ostreida; Ostreidae
Product: brefeldin A-inhibited guanine nucleotide-exchange protein 3-like
Exons: 35
Coding region: 312-6686 (2124 amino acids)
Biological process (GO): regulation of ARF protein signal transduction
Molecular function (GO): guanyl-nucleotide exchange factor activity
Source: RefSeq, a predicted model, not a curated record